AUGAGCAAAAAGCAAAAGGCCUCCCUCAGCAAGAAGAAGAAUCUCGCCAAGGACACUAAUCAACCAGGAACUAAAAGCAGUGAUGCUGUUGUUGGUGGUGCCACAAAUUCCGACUCCAACAACAAUAUUCAAACCCAACAACAACAACAUUCAAAGAAGAAGACUCCAAACAAACAAACUACUCCAUCAGCAAACUCUUCCGAAGUCGCGAAAGGAGCCUCAACAACAAGUACUCCAUCUCUCUCUUCCCAAGAACAAGCGAAACAUCGAGAGAAUGUCAUCCGACUCACCAAGGACUUGGCUGCCACAGAUGAAGGUAUUAGAACGAGUGCUACAGGUAGAUUUAUUCCCUUCUUGAAGGACGCACCAUUCAACAAGUUGGAUUUGGAAACAAACUUUGUGGAUUUCAGAAAAUUAUGGAAGGGUGGUCUGUAUGGUUUUUGGUUAUGUGAUGGUGAAUUUAAACAACACGAGAUGGGACAAUUAUUGGCGGAAUGCAUUCACAGCGUAAAGGGUACAAGUGAAAAUCCUCAUGAAUUACCCAUUGCCUUUCUGAGAGCGUUCUUUGACGAAUUGUUUGAAACAUGGCCAAGGCUUGAUAGAUACCGAAUGGACAAGUAUUUAAUGUUAGUAAGAAAGGUCAUGCAACAAGCAUUUGUCUGCUUGAACAAAACUUUCCAUUACAAACCAGAAGUGGUUGAAGAAUUUAUUGAUUUUAUUCUUGAAGAUGGAGUUUUUAACAAUGAGGAGCGAAAUUUGCUCUCUUCUUUACAGAUUCAUGUUGCAGAAUUAUUCUUCUUAGAGUUGGUUCAAUAUGGUGGACCUCAAGUGGAAGAUGACAGCGACUAUCAUUUGAAUGAGGAUGCCCUAAUGAAAUUCAUUACAUUCUUUGUGAAAAAUUUAGCAGAAACAAAGAAUAAUAGUAUUAUCAAAACUUAUAGGGAAGAUAUGUUUGAUUUGUUGCUUGAAUAUCAAAUCACACAAUAUGGUAAUAACGAAGAAGAGAGUGCUGACAAUGAUGAAAUGCAAGAUGAAGAGGGCUCCCAUGAGGAAAAUGGCCAAGAUGAGGAUGUAAAUGAAGAAGAUGCAAAUGAAGAUGAUGACGACGAAGACGAUGAUUUACCUGUUGAUGAAUUUGGUAGAACAAGACAUAUUGUAAAGGAUAGACCACUUCCAAUUAACAUUGAACGAAUUGUGAAAGAGUUUGAAAAAUAUAUUGAGGGAUAUGAGCAUUCUGAUGUUUGUAAGGAGUAUUACGAGAAAUUCAAGAUUAGAAUUAUCACUCUCGAUGAUCUGUAUUCAGAGUUGGAACAAGUGUCAUCAGGUAACAAUGGUACCUCAACUUCUGAAAAGAAAGAUCCAUCGAACAAGAACGUCAAAGAUUCACCAACUUCUCAGCGACAAAACUCACAAACAAAGGAAUCCAAAAAGACACAAAAAGACUCAAAACAACCACAAAAGAAAGAAAGCCAAAAACAAGAGAAAAAACCUGCUACCAAAAAGCAAUUAGAACAGAAAGCAGCACCUGUGGCUGAGGAUAAAAUGAGUGACAGAAUGAAUGAAUCUUCCGACAAACAAGAAACAACUCCAAAACAACAAGAGGAACAACAAAAUGAGAAAACAACACCAAAGAAAGAUGAUCAAUCCUCUGACAAAUCGCAACACAAGCUUGAAAAAAUUAAGAAUAUGAAAAAGAAGCUUGCUGAGCUCGCAGCUGCAAAGGAAGAGAAGAAAGUGAAAAUUGACCUUAAUAAGAACCAAGUUAAAACAUUUUCCAAGAAAGACAUUGUUCCAAGUGUACCAGUGGAUUUAACCUUUUCACCAACAAAAGGUUUAUUGAAGAGAAAGCAGUCGAAUGAGCACUCUCCAUCAUCUUUGAACUCGUCAGAGCAAAAAGUUAAAAAGAGAAAAUAA
Messenger RNA from Naegleria fowleri, 1914 nucleotides. RefSeq lists its product as uncharacterized. Gene Ontology annotation, biological process: rRNA processing. The transcript has a single exon. Lineage: Eukaryota; Heterolobosea; Eutetramitea; Acrasida; Naegleriidae. Gene Ontology annotation, cellular component: preribosome, small subunit precursor. The record is from RefSeq and is a predicted model, not a curated record. Bases 1 to 1914 code for a protein of 637 amino acids.